Clunio marinus is the source of this 624-nucleotide messenger RNA. The record is from the annotation of a GenBank genome assembly. Lineage: Eukaryota; Metazoa; Arthropoda; Insecta; Diptera; Chironomidae.
AUGUAUCUUCAUGGGAAUGAAAAAGUGAAAGUACAUAAUUUGAAUUGCAAACUCAUUUGUCUCUUACGAAAUGUAUUCGUGAUAGCAGCAAUAUUGCUAGAAAAGAAUCUUCAAAGCGUAGCUAACUAUUUAAUACUGUCAUUGGCAGUAGCAGAUCUUCUAGUCGCAUGUCUAGUUAUGCCGUUAUCAGCAGUUUAUGAAAUAUCAAGAGAAUGGAAGCUUGGGCCAGAACUCUGCGAUAUGUGGACAAGUAGUGAUGUUUUAUGUUGCACAGCAUCCAUUCUCCAUCUUGUGGCUAUUGCUUUAGAUCGAUACUGGGCAGUUACUGAUAUCGAUUACGCUCAUCAACGUACCGCGAAAAGAAUUGGUAUUAUGAUCGUUAUUCUUUGGAUUUUAUCUUUUUUGGUAUCAAUUGCUCCGAUGCUUGGAUGGAAGGAUCCUGAGUGGAAUAAAAGACUAGAAAAUUACGAGUGUUUAGUGUCGCAAGAUAUUGGAUAUCAAAUAUUCGCAACAGCUUCUAGUUUUUAUGUACCUUUACUCGCAAUAUUGUUCCUUUAUUGGCGAAUAUUUUUGGUAGCACGCAAACGUAUCAGGCGAAGACAACAGAACCCCCCUUCAUCCUAG